Lachancea lanzarotensis is the source of this 2382-nucleotide messenger RNA. Lineage: Eukaryota; Fungi; Ascomycota; Saccharomycetes; Saccharomycetales; Saccharomycetaceae. The record is from the annotation of a RefSeq genome assembly.
AAGCGGCUACAGACUGCCCAAGUUAGCCCAGCACCGUGUGAGGGGGACAGUAAUCUAGAAGCUGCUGAUAGCAGCAGUUCCACCUCUCUGAGAGCUCAGACCAAUCAAGGAUGGAUGGUAAAGUCUUCUGUGAAAAAAUUCUUCGAUAUAAAGCUCAGAGAUGGCAAGAGAACUGCUAACUGUAGACAUUGCGGAAAAUGUUACAAAGAAGGAGAGUCCACCGGAAACAUGGAUAAACACAUUCGAGCCUUGCAUCCUGCAGCUUUUAGAGCUCAAAAUGGAAAGAUCAAUAAAAAAUAGAGCACUAGAUGCUUUCAUUAAAAAGAGAAAAUCUCUCACAGUAUCUCAGUCCAUAUCCAGUGAGUUCAGAAAGAACUCACCCAUGUUCAGAACGGCUACUCGUCACGGAAGGAUUUUUGCCGCUUAACUUUGUUAGGCUUUCAAUGUGGAGUACUUUCGGAGACCAAGACCAGUUCAACCCCAUUUGAUCUAAAGCGACGUUUGCGAAAAAGCUACGAAUUUACUCUGGUAUGUUGGACGAAACGCUGUCUCUCAAUCUCAAAGACACACAUCUUGUUAACAUUCAGCUAGACAUCUGGACCGCAAGAAGUGGUGAAUCGCCUGGGGCUUCUGGUCUCGUUUGCACCUAAUGUAUGGAAUAGAAGGUUGAUGGACGAAAUGGAAGAUUACAAAAUUUUACUCAACGAUGAUGAAGUGGCUCAAAACACCCAUCUGCUUGACUUUGUUACUUUGGAAGAAAAGAAGCACACUGGAAAAAACAUGCUUGCAAUCUUAUCGGACCUUUUGGAGAAGCAUAACCUUACAGAUAAAGAAGCGACGAUAACAAUGGAUAACGCCAGUAACAAUGUAUCAAUGUACCAAUCUUUCAUUUUCUCGCUCUUCAACCAUAAAGAGCCUCUGGCUGGCCGUCUCCUUGGUAAGACCCGCUAUAUUCGGUGCGCAAGUCAUGUCUUGAAUUUACACUUUAAGACGGUUGUUGCAGAGUUGUUCAAAAAUACUGAUUUUGCAGAAGCAUUGCGGAGAAUUAAGACUCUAGCGAGAAUUAUGAGACAAUCUACUCGAAUCUGCGCUAGUUUGAAAAAAUCCAGAAUACCAUUUAUUCCGCUUGAAGCACCCACACGGUGGAUGUACAUUUGGCGUCAAGUCAGUUCCUUUCUCGAGAAUUAUAAAAGGUAUACGUUGUGGUUCGAGGACCAUGAAGAAAACGGUGAUUCAGACGUUAUCUACAUGCUUCGAGAAUACAUUCACUUUGACGAGGGAAUUCUGAAGAUGCUGAAGUAUUUUGUUCAAAGUCUACAGGUUUUUAACGACUAUUCAAUGAAACUACAAAAAGAUUCCUACAACCAUCUUUCCAACGGAGUACCCUUCUACUAUUUGAUAGACAGUUUCUACUCUUACUGUGAAGGUGCUCUUCGCGGCCACGAUCUCCCCAAAAGCCGAUCUGGUCCCGAUUUUUCAUGCUUGAAUGGACCGCCAGACCUCCUUCCAAGCGAUAAACGACUCAUUUUGAAAGCAGUUUUAGCAUCACAAAAGAGCCAUCAAAAGUAUCUGGCUUGAGUCAGGCAGGACGCACUUUACUAUGUGGCGAUGAUACUAGAUCCAGGUGCUAAGACAGGCGCCUUGUACAGAAUGAUGUCAAAGGACGAGGCUGACGAGCGAAUGAUAGAAGGUCGUCAAUUUAUCCAAGCUUACGUCAAGGAAUACAACAGUUCUGUUGAUCUGCGAAACUCAAGACCUGUUGAGAAGCAAGUCACGCUUGAAGCACAAGAUCUCAUUUUUGACCGAGUGGACUUUCAAGCUAUACCUAGCGACUCGCAUGCUUUUCUUUACGGUGAAGCACUUAAUCUGGAUGAUGACGAGCUUAUGGAGGAGUUUUAUGAUUAUCUGCGAGAGCCGCUCUUGAAAAAUCGAUCCAAGGAACCUGCGAUUGCUUGGUGGUACCAGCACCGAAACAGGUUUUCAAAGCUCUUCCCACUUGCUAUAUCCUUAUUCUACACUAAGGUUAGCUCAUGCGAAGUGGAGAGAACGAUUUCUUUGGCCUCGAGGGUCAUGCGAAAAGACAGAACCCGUCUUAGCUCCAGAAACUUUAAGUCCAUAAUGUUGCUGCGAGACGGAUUUGAGAGGUUUGGCUUUUACAAGAUCGGCCCCACAGCACUUCGUAAUGUGUGCAACGGAAAGUAUGACAUAUACGAAAACAACGAUGAAUUGUCAGAUCCACUCGAACUUUACGCUUCCUCUGACGAUACCCUGUGCGACAGUGAUGCCGAAUUGAGUGAUGAGAAUUCAGACCACGGAGCAGCUGGCGAAGUGGAAGAAGUCGUCUGUCUAGGUGAACCAAAUAGUGUGCAUAUUGGUAACUGA